This is a messenger RNA of Gossypium raimondii (Peruvian cotton), 810 nucleotides long. RefSeq names its product protein FATTY ACID EXPORT 5. Lineage: Eukaryota; Viridiplantae; Streptophyta; Magnoliopsida; Malvales; Malvaceae. Gene Ontology annotation, cellular component: membrane. The record is from RefSeq and is a predicted model, not a curated record. The transcript is spliced from 3 exons. The coding region runs from base 203 to 562 and encodes 119 amino acids.
UUGACCAGCUGAAAAUUCCACACGCCAGAAAAAUGCCACCAUUGUUGAGCCAACAAAACUUCACAAAAGGCAGAACCCAUUUCUGAUUUCCCAUUUCUUCCCCUUUGAUCUGUUCAACUCAACUUUACCCUUAGAAUUUCUCAAGAAACAAAUACCCAUUUGAAGGAAGAGGGAAAAAAACCCAAAGAAAAAAUUUCCCAAAAUGCAUGAUUUUUGCUUCACAAUCCCUUAUGGAUUGAUUCUUGUGGCUGGAGGAGUUAUUGGGUAUUUGAAGAAAGGUAGCAUAGCAUCACUUGGUGGGGGUGUAGGCACUGGAUUGAUUCUCAUUCUUGCUGCAAAUUUGAGCCUUAAAGCUUUUGAGAAGAGAAAGAACUCAUAUUUUGCUUUGGUACUUGAGACUGUUACUGCUGCUGUGCUAACAUGGGUCAUGGGACAACGUUACUACCAAACAUCUAAGAUUAUGCCAGCCGGAAUUGUUGCCGGGAUCAGUUUUCUUAUGACUGGGUUUUACUUGUACAAAUUAGCUACCGGUGGCAACCAUAUUCCAGCCAAGGCCGAAUGACGAUGUUGAGCAUGUUGACUUUUACCAAUUUUAACAGAUCUGACAAGAUCAUUGAAGCUCAGAUGGUUGUAGUAGAAAAUUUUUAAUUGUAUCACGUAUGCUGUACUCUACUCUGAUGUGUGUAUGAAAAGGGAAAAAGACAAAAAGUUGUGUUAUUUGUGAAAGAAACCCUGGUUUGUGAUCAAAAUUGUGUUUGUGUCUAUACAAUUUUCUCAUAUUGAAGAUUAAAUUUCUUUUUGUUCUUGGAA